This is a messenger RNA of Kwoniella botswanensis, 1623 nucleotides long. RefSeq lists its product as uncharacterized. Gene Ontology annotation, cellular component: multivesicular body; ESCRT III complex. The coding region runs from base 1 to 1623 and encodes 540 amino acids. The record is from RefSeq and is a predicted model, not a curated record. NCBI's taxonomy places the organism in Eukaryota, Fungi, Basidiomycota, Tremellomycetes, Tremellales, Cryptococcaceae. The transcript has 6 exons. Gene Ontology annotation, biological process: late endosome to vacuole transport via multivesicular body sorting pathway; vesicle budding from membrane.
AUGAUCAAGUCUGAUCCUGCCUUCCCUCCGUUUCUGAAGACCUCUCCACCGCCGACUGCACCUCCAUCUUCAGCUCGACUACACGCGUUAUACGCGUCCACAUCCUCUCAGCGAACCACUAAUCCCACAGGCUAUUCAGCAAACUCGCAAUGGUGGGCUUCUGUCAUCGAAGAGACGCUUAGAACAGGGUGGAUCAACGGUGCAGAAGGGGAUAGACUGAUACUAAAAGUGGAUGAAGCGUUGUUAGGUCGAUUGGAAGAUGAGCAUGGCAGAAGACCAAAAGGUAUCGGUGGUGUUAUUGAAGGCCUAGCAACAACGAUGCCUCCCACACUGCAUCCCCUUCCUCACUUCACAACAUUCUUGACACCUUUGCAUGCCCCGCCGUCGCUCACUUCUAGAUUCAUCGGCAAACCAUUAUGGUGGGCUGUAUCGCAGCUGAACCCAUUCGGAUCAUCAGCCGACAAGGUGGAAAAGGAAGAAACGUUGUGGUCAAGGUAUGGUAAAGGUAAAGAAUACGUACAUAUACCGUUAUUAGAACAAUCCGCUUCCUCUUUCACUUCUCAUAUAUCAAAGAACCCUAUCCUGUCCUACACCGAUGCUUUAUAUGAUCUCGAAUCAUUCAGAGAAGAGUACGGAGAAGUCUGUUUCCCCGCUAGUCCAAGUUCCAAGAAAUUACCUGAAGGUACACAUAAACUGUCUGUCAGAGAUAUAGAGGUCCUUGUGAAAUGGUUACAUAGGGAUUGUGGGGUGAUAGUGAUAGACGGAUCGGUCAUCAAAGUCCUAGAACCCGAUCAGACACCUUCAGACCAUCCUAUCACUGAUGCUGAUCGUGGCGUCAUCUCUGUCAUCAAUGCUCAACGCAAAGUCGAGAAGCAAAUUCUCGGUAUAGAAGAGCAGAUCACUCAAUCUCAGGAGAAAGCCAAGAAACAACUUGCAAAAGGGCAGAAGAACGCCGCCUUGUCCUAUCUCAGAUCGAAGAAACAGCUGGAAGAUCUACUGGCUAAGCGGAUCGCAUCUUCCGAACAGCUGGGAGCUGUAAUUAGAAGUAUUGAUCAGGCUAAGGGUGAUGUAGAGAUCAUGGCUGCAUACGAAACCUCCACUUCGACACUUCGAUCAAUCCUUUCCGACCCAUCACUCUCACCUGAUCGGAUCGCGACUACCACCGAUGCUCUCGCGGAAGCUAUGGCCGACCAAGAGGAGAUCGACCAAGCUGUUAGGAUCGGAGGUGAACUUGCCAUGGGAGGCAAGCGGGUUGAGGUGGACGAGGAUGAAUUGGAUGCUGAGCUCGAGGAUCUGGUCCAAGAGGAGAAAGCUGCCCAAGCUGCUGCGGCGGAACAACAGAAGAAACAGGUCGAGAAGGGGAAGCAAGGGAAGACAGAUGAGCCUGCUGGCAGACAAACAAUUCCCGUCAAUGAGAAACCAACAGUCCUACUACCAGCGCAAGGUCAAGUGGCGAAACCCCAGCAGAGUUCUACCCAACAUGAUCAGUCGAAGAAUCAGGAGAAGGAAGAACAAGUAUGGAAGGAUCGAUACGAAGAUGCUCAACAUCGUAAAGAAGCUGAAAGGAGGAGAAGUGAGGAAGAGAGAUUGCGAAAGGAGGAAAAAAGACUUGUAGCUGAGUAG